CAACAGUGACAUCAACAAUGUCCGAGGCUGCAGGGCGCCCAUGGGCCAUUUGCAACUUGCAAGCGAUGCCAUGGAUGGCUUUCACGGGUUCACCGAACACCAUACCGUAUCCUUCAGGCCUCUCCAACUGGGGAAUGUACCGUAGAUGGUGAAGUUGAGGUGAAACUUGGCAAUCUGGAGUUGCUGUAAUUCAUGGAGGGCAUCGUCGUACUGCGUUGGUGAAUACUGGAGAGCGGCACCAGUCAUGUUCGUUUUGGCGGGAGGUCUUUGACAGGUCUGAUGGAACUUGGAUCAGAACCACUCAGCAGCAUGGAGUGGGCAAAGAAGGUGAUGGAAGAAAUGAUGGAUGCCACGGUGCAUUCUGAUGGCGUGGCUCCUGGCCUGUCUGGUCAUGCCAUUGAGGCUCUGGCCAGCAUCUUUGGUGGACAGCUUACAGCAGGCACGAUGAAUGGAGAUGGAGGUGUGAAUGAACAGGAUGCGCCGCCGGUGCCCAGCAGCCAGCUGAGCGAGCUGUGGGCAGGCCUGGCGGGAAGCUCCGGGCGGUUGAGCCAGCUGGUGUCGGGGCUGCGGCACCCCAUGGAGGGCGGGGGGCCCGCAGGCCAGGGGGCUGCCGCAGCCUACUUGGGCAUGCUUCUUGCCCCAGGCUGCCCGCUGUACAGCCUGUUUGACACACUGACUUUCCUGGCGCUGCUCAAAUGCAUACAGGAGGCGAGCAGAGAGGAAGCCAAGAGAGACAUUGGGAGUCGCACGGGGGAGAUGUCAAAGAAAAAGGCCGGGAAGAGGCGAGGGGGAACCCGCGAUGAGUCUGAGCCCUGCGAUGCAAGCGAGCCUGCCCUGGAUGACGUGGACACAGGAGGGAGUGCAACCUAUGCUCCGAACCCCGGCCAUGCGGCGAGGUUAGCAAGACGGCUGGUCACCGGAGACCUCCUGGUUGGCCUGACGAAGCUGCUCGGGAAGCUGCCCCUGGCCGAUCAGCCAGAGGCCAGGAAAGUGCUCAUUGACACACUAGCGGAAGCGGCCCGGGGCGGAGCCGCGGGUGGGGGCCAGCGUGCCACUGAAGUUGCGUACGCGGCGCUGCUCCGGCUCUUUGAGCUGGAGCAUGGUGUGCCACUGGAGACAGGAGUGGCCAUCAUGCGGGCAGUGACGCCCAGUGUGCUGCUCGCUUAUGAAAGCACAGGAGGGACGCCGGAUACCGAGCAGCGGCCGGCGAGACGGGGGGACGAGCAGGGCAGGACGAGGGCAGGCGUGCGGGCCCGGGCGAUUGCGUUUGUGUCCCAAGAUGUGCUGGAGUGGGCUAGGGCACAGGACGAGCAAGGGGGGCUUGACGGCAGCGGUCAGGGCGCGCAAGCGGACUGUCCUGAGAGUCCCAUUGCUGGUCCGUCUGAGGGCGGUGGCCAAGCAAGGACCCAGGCGGCCCCACAGCAGCCAAGGAGUACGAGUGGGAAGGCCGUGCGUCUGGCAGUAGCAGCAAUGCUGCGCCACCUGUCGCUGAAAGCAGCAGAUUUGAAAGCGGACGGCCGGGCCCUGGCAGUGGACGCAAUUGGCUGCAUUGCUGCACAGCUGGACAGUGGGGAUCUGCAUAAGUUCGCAAAGUUUGUGCUCCGACUGUCAAGGAACGCCAAGGUGUCCUUGCGCCACUUUGCUGUGGACCUCGCCGUGGGCCUGCUCACUCAGCUGGCGGACCCCUUCCACCAUGACAGCCCCCUCCCCGCUGGCAGCCCCCCCCCUCCAGUUCCCCCUCCUCGCUGCUCUGACAAGGCCCCCCAGGUGCGCUCGCGCGCCCUCACCAACCUGGCCACCGCCUGGGACCACGCCUGGGCCGAGCCGCGCCACCGGCCCUUCCUCCUGGACCUCCUGGGCCUGCACCCGCCACGAGAGGGGCCCCCGCAGGCAGCAGCCACCCCGCACUGGAACCCCUGGGGCGCAGUGGGGAGGAGCCCCAGCCCCCUCCCGGGGGACCUCUCCCCAGCAGCCUCCACCGCGCAGCCUGGCCCCGGGCCGUCCCCGCUGACCCCCGAGGCCGCGUACCGCAGCCUGGGCCCGCUGCUGCGGCGCAGGGCUGGCGACGGCAAGGCAGCCGUGCGGCGGGCGGCCCUGGGCCUGAUGGAGCAGCUGGUGCGCGGCGCGGGGAGUGCGCCCCACCUGGGCGCCAGAGACGGGCCGCCCGAAACUCCGGCGCAGCCUCCUGGGGGCCGGGGCACGCCUGCGGGGAACAAGGUGGGGGCGUUCCCCACAGGUGCGGACCUGGCAGUGAUGGAGGCGGCGUGCAGCGACCCCGCGCUGAGCGUGCGCAGGGCGGCCCUGGGGGCGAUCUCUGCGGUGCUGCGACGCUGGCCGGGCAACGCCGCGGUGGCCAACGCGUGGGCGCAGGCCGUGCUGCCCAUGGUGGCAGAUACGGAGCAGAGCGUGCAGGAGCGCUGCCUCGACCUGUUUCAAAAGCUCGUGCUGGACCGCGUUGCCCAGGCGGGGCCCACCGUGGCUCCGCCCCAGGGCCCUGCCAGGGCGAGCGGGGAGCCUGGUGUGCCACGCGAGGUGAUCACCGCCCUAGGCGCCUUAUCCCACCGCGGCGGCCCUGCGCCGGCCUGCCUCACGCGUCUGUGCGGCCUGCUGGCCAAGAAGGGUCGCCUCCAGCCGGGCGUGGCGGCCGCGCUGCAGCGGGUCAUCAUUGUAGCCGAGCGGUGGGGCACCAGCCGGCCCCAGGCGCCACGCGGGGCCUGGCUCCUGCUGGCAGAGGCGGCGGCGCACACGCCGGGGGCGGUCUCGUGGGAGUUCCUUCAGAGCCGGUGGCGAAAGCUGGGGGAGAGCGAGGACGGGAGUAAGGGCGGCGAAACGGGGCGGAACUACGGCACAGCGGGGCAGGAACGGGGCGGGGCCAGCGCUUCAGCGGCGGUGGAGGACCGGGUGUGCCUCCUCCGGACGAUUGUGCACGUGGCGGCAUGCUUCCCCGAGGACGCUGCGGCCCGCCUCGCCUCCGCCCUGCUGGCGAAGCUGCACAACUUUGCGCUGCGGCCGUGCGACGUGGGCCCGCACGUGGACGCCCUCGUGGUCCUCUGCGCGCGCACUCCGGGCGGGCAGGCCCAGCUGCGGCACACCGCGGCCGGCCUGCUGGAGCGCGCAGCCGACCUACUGGCAGCCCACGUCCGGGCAGGAGCGGGCAGCGAAAGAGCGGCCCAGCCGGACGGUCCCCCUGUGCCCUACACAGCGCCUGACAGCAGUGCUGCGGUGCCGUCGGAGGCAACGGUGGAGACCGCCUUGUUCACGGUGGGCGCGCUGGUGCAGGCCGCCAGUGACGGCCCGCCGCCCCCCCGGCUGGUGACGCUGGUGCAGUCCCUGGUGGCGGCCCCGUCCUCGGGCCGGGCCGUGCCCCGCGUGGCGGCGCAUGCCUGGGUGGCGCUGGGCAAGCUGUGCCUGGCGGACGAGCGGCUGGCCAAGCGCUGCAUGCCGCUGCUGGUGCAGGAGCUAGAGGGGGCUGCGUCUCCGGCGGUGCGCAACAACAUCCUGGUGGCGCUAGCGGACCUCUGCGUCCGCUAUACCGCGCUUGUCGACAGCUGGGUGGGGCGGCUGGCGGUGUGUUUGCGCGACGCGUGCGAGGUGGUGCGGCGGCAGGCGCUGCUGCUGCUGGGCAGCCUGCUCCAGCGCGAGUACGUCAAGUGGCGCGGCCCGCUCUUCCACCGCGUCCUGCGCGCCCUCGUCGACGACUCGCCCGCCGUGCGCCGCCUCGCGCACUGCCUCUUCCACGACGUUCUUGCCGCGAAGGCCCCGCUGCUGGCGUACACGCACUUCGUGGAGGCGCUCUCCGUGCUCAACGACUGCCCCGCGCUCCACUCCGACACCGUGCGCGCCGCCUCGCAGCGGGAGCGCGACCUCUUCUCCAUCAAGGGCCUGGACGCGGGCGCGCAGGCGCAGCGCGUGGUCAUCUACGACGCCCUCCUGGCGGCCAUGGCGCCCGAGCACCGCUUCGCCACCACCGCCAAGCUCUGCGCCGAGAUCCUGGGCGGCGUGGCGGAGGGCGCGCUGGCCCUGCCUGCGUGCGCGGGCGUGCUGCUGGACGCGCUGACAGUGGUGGCCAGCAAGGCCAUCCGCGCGGGGGCCAAGGGCCGCGCCGACGCCGACGACGACGCGCCCGACGACGGCGCGGGCGGGGCCGCGGCGGCUGCGGCGGCGGCCAAGGGACGGCUGGUGUCGGCGGUGAUGAAGAAGAACCUGAUGGAGAACGUGGUGCCCAUCCUGAUCGAACUCAAGAGGGUGCUGGAGGAGGCGCGCAGCCCGCUGCUGGGCCCGCUGAUGGAGUGCAUCCGCAGCCUGCUCAAGGAGUACAAGGCCGAGCUGGACGACAUCUUCGCAGCGGACCGCCAGCUGGGCAAGGAGAUUCUGUACGACAUCCAGAAGCACGAGGCCGCCGCCAAGGCCGCUGCUGCCGCCGCCCGCCUGGCCACCCCCGCCACCGCCGCCACCCACCGGCAGGGCGCCCCGAGGACCGGCGGCGCAACUCCACGUGGCACCCCGACGACUCAUCGCGGAGCAGUGUCGGGUCGGACAGUCGGCAGGAGGCCGGAGCAGCUGACCGCUCUUGAGUCGAUUCGAAGGACCGGCGGCGCAGGCUCGGCUGGGGCCAUGGGAAGGACACCUACCAGUCUGCAUGGUGCACCGGUGCCCGCGCAAGUCGGGGAGGGGGCUGGCGGGGCCACAUCAGCGGGAAGGCGCGACGGCGGGGGAGCGGAGCCCAUGGCGAGCAGCCCCGCGGGCGCCGCCCCGCCAGCGGCAGGGCAAGACGAGGUAGCGCAACCCGCGGCGGAGCACCGGGAUGAAGAACCGUCGUUCGAGUUCCAGCUGCCACAGCUCGAUGUAGAUCCCCCAACGCCGCAACAGACACGGCGGCUGGCCGGCCUUUUUGACGGUUUGGCGGCUGAUGCGGGCCACGUGCCCGAGGCAGGUAUGCCGGGCAGAGGAGGGGGCCUCACUGAAGAAGCGAGCUUCGAGAACGGUGGGCAGACCGGGAGCGGGGCCAGGGACACAGGGUGGCAGCCGGACCCCAGCAGCAGCACCCCCGUGCGCCCGGCAGCCUCAUUCGCGGCGGCCUUCCUGAGCCCGCCCCUCCGCCCCGCCCGCACCCCACUUGCCCGCUCCACGUUAGCCACGCCCCUGCCCGGCGGGCGGCCCCAGCUGGGCACGCCUGCUGCGCGCACCCCCGCGGCCACGCCCGCGCCUGGCCCGGGCAGCAGCGGCCGGAGCCCCACCCUGGGGCUCGUGCUUCAGGAGGGGGCCGCGGCCACUCCCUCCCUGCGUACGCUCUCCGUGCCCCGGCUGCGGCCAGGGGCGUCCCGCUGGGCCGAGCGGCAGGCACGGGCAGCGGCCCCUGGAGAGGACGGGAGGGCGCAGCGGCCAGCGGCAGAGCGGCGCGCGGAGGGGAAGGCGCCGAAAGCUGGGGCGGGCGCGGAGCGGAAAGGCGGCGGCGAGGCGGCGGAGGAGCAGGAGAACAGGAUGCCGCUGCCGUCGCCGCUGCCGGUCAGGGUAUAUGCGCCAGGGGCUGCAGAAGGUGGCAGGCCGGGCGGGGCGGCCGUGCUGCUCUUCUCGCCGGACCAGGCGCUGCCCCCCCUGCGGCAGUGGAACGUGCAGCUGCCCGACAGCCAGGAGACCACGAAGCGGCCGCACCGCACCCCCUCCAAGAGCCCGCUGGGCGCCCCUGCAGCGUCCUCGCCCUCCCCGACUGCCGUGCGGGACCUGCACAGCAACCGGCUCCGCACAGGGCUCGCACCCUGAGCCGGAACAUGACCGCUCAAGAGAAAAGGGUGCCGCAGCUGAGACGAAGUCUUGAUUGCCACUGUGCAACACACAUGUGCUUGGUACACUACGUUUAUUUAGUGGUCCGACUUAUGCAUACAUGAUGUGGACCUUUUCAGCUAUAAAUGUUGGGUCUAUUUGGUUUCUUUCCGUCCAGACCGAAACUAGAAUUAAGCAGUGUGCAUGAGCCUGCGCCUUGGUUACGCAAAGAAUUAGUUACAGUCUAGAGCGACUUUAAUGAGCACUCCUAACGCAUGUACUUUCAAGUUCGAGAUGGACGAACACAUUUGCAGUA
This is a messenger RNA of Klebsormidium nitens, 6076 nucleotides long. The record is from the annotation of a GenBank genome assembly. Lineage: Eukaryota; Viridiplantae; Streptophyta; Klebsormidiophyceae; Klebsormidiales; Klebsormidiaceae.